UUUAGAAAAGACAGUUAAAGUUAAAGCAAAGUCAAAAUAAAAAGAUGUUUGCAGCAGGGUUUAAUACACAGAAGUUAAAAACCAGUUUAAGGCUGUCCAUCAAUAGAUUAAAGCUUAUGGAAAAGAAAAAAAGUAACUGAAAUGGCUAUGAAAGCUAGGAAAGAAAUCUCAGAUUUUUUGCAGAUGAAUAAAUAUGACAGAGCUAGGAUAAGGGUUGAGCAUAUUAUUCGUGAGGAUUACUUAGUUGAAGCAAUGGAACUUAUUGAGAUGUACUGUGAUUUAUUAUUGGCUCGAUUUGGACUUAUCGAAACAAUGAAAUUUUGUGAUGAAGGUUUAGUUGAAGCUGUUUCAACUAUUAUGUGGGCAGCUCCUCGUCUAACUGCUGACUGUCAAGAACUAAAGACGGUUUCUGAUCAACUAGCACUAAAAUAUGGUAAAGAAUUUGGUCAGCAAGCACGAUCUAACGCUAACAACACUGUUAAUGAGAGACUUAUUCAUAAGCUAAGUCCUGAUCCACCACCAAAGAUUUUAGUUGAGCGAUAUCUUAUUGAGAUUGCAAAAAACUAUAAUGUGAACUUUGAACCAGAUGCUGAAGUUAUGAUGAGUGAAGGUGUUCCAUCUAUCAAUUCAAAAGAGUUUGAUAUAAUUGCUUCUGGACCAGUUGAUAUUGGGUUUAGUCAUUACAAUCCUCCUCCACCAGACUUUAGUUCCUCAGGAGGUGGAUCAAGUAUUGGAAAAGGAAGUAUCAAUCCUAUAUAUCCACCAAAUCCUGUAUCUUCUUAUCCUCCAGAUAUACCCCCAUAUUCAGAGCGUAAUCCAUACCCGCCUCCGGCUGGCACAAAUAUACCUGGGUACGCUGGUCCUGGUUAUGUUGCACCUGGUUUUAAUAAAAAUCCUGUGCAACCAAACAAUCCAUCUUUUGGAUUUAGUAGUAUACCGAAUCUUCCUGAUAUACCACGAGGAAAUCUAUCCUCUAAUCAAAGUACUAAUAGCGAUGAUGUAGAUUUUGACGAUUUAACAAAGAGAUUUGAAGACUUAAAGAAAAAGAAAUAAAAUUAUUUACUUAAACAACUAUCCAUCUUUAAAUAUUUAAUUCCAUUCCCAAUUCCUUUACUAUCAGUGUAGUGUAACGUAACGGCUCUAAUAGCAAAAUGAUUUAUUAUUUACUUUUUCAUAUAUUUU
This is a messenger RNA of Hydra vulgaris (swiftwater hydra), 1182 nucleotides long. The record is from RefSeq and is a predicted model, not a curated record. NCBI's taxonomy places the organism in Eukaryota, Metazoa, Cnidaria, Hydrozoa, Anthoathecata, Hydridae.